Molecule: messenger RNA, 936 nt
Organism: Mollisia scopiformis
Lineage: Eukaryota; Fungi; Ascomycota; Leotiomycetes; Helotiales; Mollisiaceae
Product: proline-specific peptidase
Exons: 3
Coding region: 1-936 (311 amino acids)
Biological process (GO): proteolysis
Molecular function (GO): peptidase activity
Source: RefSeq, a predicted model, not a curated record
AUGGCAGAAAACAUACAACGCAUUCAGAUCUCUUCGAAAACCGAAGCCGAUUUCGAUUAUCCCUCUGCAAAUAAGCCUUGUAAGACUGGGUACAAGAUAAUCAGCCCUGCUGUCACGGACUCUUCACGCAUACCUCUAAUCUGUAUUCAUGGCGGUCUCGGAAUGACACAUCACUACCUCUCAACACAUUCAAUUCUCACCGAGAAAUACGGCAUUCCAGUCAUUUUCUACGAUCAAAUCGGCUGCGGCUUCUCUACCCAUCUGCCAGAAAAAUCGAUAGAUCAAAUAUUUUGGACAGAAGACCUUUUUAUUGCCGAACUCGAGAAUCUCAUCGCACAUCUCAACCUCAAGGAAUAUGAUAUCCUAGGAUCCUCUUGGGGAGGCAUGAUGAGCUCUCGAUUUGCUUCUCGACGACCGGCCGGGUUGAGGAAACUGAUUCUUGCCAACGCCCCUGCGGAUAUGAACCUAAGACAUGAGUCAGCUCGUGAAUAUUGUCUGGAUCUACCUCAGGAUAUUCAAGAAAUCCUGCUCAAACAUGAAAAGGCUAAAACAGAGGACUCGAAAGAGUGUAACGAAGCUUACCUCGAGUUUCCUGGACAUGUAUGCAACAUAUAUCCAUUCCCACCCGAGCUCGUGGCAUCAUUGCAGCACGCCACUGAUAGGACGGCCGUCAUGGCAAUGGAAGGAACCGGGAAGUUCAAGUAUGACGGGGCUUUGGCAGAGUGGAGCAUGAUUGGAGAGGCAAAGAAAAUUCAAGUUCCAACUUUGCUCAUUAAUGGGAAUAAGGAGAUUGCUAGUGAUAAGGCUGUCACACCAUUCUGGAAGGAUAUUCGUAAGGUAAAGUGGGUGAAGAUGAUGAAUAGCACGCACUCGCCACAUUUGGAGGAGAAGGAGAGGUAUAUGGAGAUUGUUGGGGAGUUCUUGACUGAACAAUAG